Molecule: messenger RNA, 393 nt
Organism: Didymodactylos carnosus
Lineage: Eukaryota; Metazoa; Rotifera; Eurotatoria; Philodinida; Philodinidae
Source: the annotation of a GenBank genome assembly
AUGAAAAGGCGAUAUUCGGAAUCAACUCGACGAGCACUAUCCAACCAUCGUAAUCUUAAUAAAAUUACUCAAGAAGAUUUAUUUCCUCUUCCACGAGCAGAUGAUACUGUUGAACAAUUACACGGUUCAAAGUGCUUCACCAAAUUAGAUUUUAAGUUGGGUUAUUUCCAGAUGCCUAUUAGUGAGCGAAAUAAAUCAAAGACAGCAUUCGUCACUGAUGAAGGUCUUCAUGAAUUUAAUAGAUUAUUUCCAGGAAUGCUAUAUUCAUCACCAACAUUUCAACGAAUUAUGUACGCAUCAUUUAAAAAUCAAAUUAGAAAAUGUGUGUUAGAUGAUAUCAUUCUUUAUUCUAAAACAACAGAAGAUCAUAUUAAACAUUUAAAAGAAAUAUAA